AUGCCAGGCCCAGCCCUCUUUUUUUGGCCCUUUUUUCCCUCUUCAACAUGCUCAUCAUUUGUAAGUUGGGUCGAGCUACGACGCCGAAGUGGCCGCUUGCGUUCCACCCCCCGGCACGCCAACCAGGCAACACGAUGUCAUGGCCGGGAAACCAGAGCAAGCUCUGUCCGGAGACUCGAGAGCUUCGGCCGAGCCACACACGUUCCAGAAAUCCCAUUUCCGCCUACAAGCCCCAUCUCCCGGCCCUGCACACGCUUCUUUGAGCUGGAUUCUUCCUCGGCGUUACGACUCGACGCGUUCCAAGCCCAUCCUUCCCCUAGGUACUCUUCAGUGGAACCCAAGUGGCCCAUCCAAGACUCAUCAGCCAUGUAA
Molecule: messenger RNA, 372 nt
Organism: Colletotrichum lupini
Lineage: Eukaryota; Fungi; Ascomycota; Sordariomycetes; Glomerellales; Glomerellaceae
Exons: 2
Coding region: 1-372 (123 amino acids)
Source: RefSeq, a predicted model, not a curated record